CGUGCAUUGUGGGCACCUGUCAACCGCGGGCGCAUGCGCAGUCCGUGCGGGAGGCGGAGAGGACGCUGAUCGCUGUGGGCUGCCCUGUGCCCUCCAUCACGCACACGGCCAGGAUUUAUCUCACGUCUUCUUCUUCUUCCUUUUUUUGGGGGACCAAGAUGGGGACAAUGAUGACAUUUAAAGGAGGUCCAAUGUAGACGGCGAGCCAGAGGAGAGUCCAGGCAGCAGCAGCAGCAGCACUGAUAGCAGCACCAGCGGGGCUGUCGAUGCUCUCGCCUCAGCACCGACUCCAGCUCCCCCUCAGGCCUCUGCAGGAGCGCCUGGAGAGGGAACAGGCAGCAGCUCCUCCUCUGACUCAGACACUUCUGUAGACUCCAGCUCCUACGAGGAGGAGGAGGGGGAAGAUAAUAAGGAGGGCGAGAUGUUUUCUUCUAAAUUCCUCAGUGGGGGCAACCCGCUUAGUGCUGUGUCCUCUGCUGUGAACAAGUUUGGACUGUUUGGCGAUGAAGGGGAUAAGAGCCAAAAAGCUCCCCCGCAGCAGGGGGUCAAGCCCAGUGGAGACCAGCAACCAGGUGUGGACCCUAACAAAAGCAUGCAACAACAGAAGGGACCCCUAAAAUCCAACCAGGGUGCUCCUGUGCAGAAGAGCCAGGGAGGACCACAUGGGAAUGGACAGGCAGGACCCCUCAAACAACCCGGAGCUCAGCCAAAGGGCUCAGUGCAACAAGGUUCCCCCAAAGCUGGAGGACGAGAGCAGACUAAGAGUGACGUACCACGACAAGGGAAUGCUAAGCCUGGCGCAGCACAGGUGGGACAAGAGCAGCAGCAGGGGUCGCCUAAACCUUCCCAGCAACAGCAGAGCGCCCCCAAAGCUGGCCCAAAGCAGGCUGCAUCCAAGCCCGUGGCACAGCAGCAGUCCAGGCCUAAAGGACCUGGUACACCCGACCUUUCACAGAGGUCAGGGUCUCCAUCGCCAGCCCGGAACCAAGAAUCCCCGUCUCAAGCAAAAUUAGUCGACAGGCCACUUUGUCCAGUUUGCAACACCACCAAACUCAACGUGCACACCAAGGACCCACCCAACCAUCGAAGAUGCACACAGUGUAAGACGCACGUUUGCAGCUUGUGUGGCUUCAGCCCGCCAGACUCUGAUGGAUCCGAGUGGCUUUGUCUCACCUGCCAGAUAAAGAGAGCUGAAGCACCAAUGAAAAAGCCAACACCCUCCAAAAUGCCAUCAUCGCCUGCUGCUCCUGUCAAAAAAGAGACGCCCGCAUCAGCUUCACCCAGCAAGACCACACAUUCUUCAGCAAAAGUGCCAGCCAAAAGUGAAGUUAAGGUCCAAGGGAGUCCAAAACAUAUUGGUACAGACUCUACGCAAAAGACUCCUCAGGAGACCCAGAGAGCGCCAGGUUCCCAGAAACCACAUCCUUCAAGUACAAGAAGUGUGAGUCCUGCACCCCAGCAGGAGUCUGGGGGGUUGUUUGGCUUCAGUGCUUCUAAGCCAGCAGAGGAGUCGGUGACCGGGAAAAUGUUUGGAUUUGGUUCUUCCAUAUUCAGUUCUGCAUCGACGCUGAUGGCCUCCACGCCACCGGUUUCUCCUAAAAUGCAACCCGCCAAGGAGAACAAACUACCGGAGCAGGAGAAGAAACUCCACCCCGAGCAGACCAGGGUUCCGUCAGCAGGACAGGCCAAAGUUGCAGAGGCAGCACCCUGCAAUGUCCCGCAAAAAGGCCAAUCUUUGUGUGCUAUCUGUAAAACGGUCCUCAACGUGGGCUCCAAGGCCCCGCCCAACUACAGCAGCUGCACUGAAUGCAGAAGCACUGUGUGCAAUCAAUGUGGAUUUAACCCUCUGCCAAAUGUUAAAGAGGGGAAGGAGUGGCUUUGUCUAAACUGUCAGGUAAAAAGGGCUACCAAAGGUAUCGAACCCCCGAAAGACACCCCAUUGGCUACUUCGCCGUUUAAAAGGACUCCAACAUCACAAAAGACUUCUGCUCCAGGCUCUCCACAGAGUAAUGUACCUUCUCCAGAGACCCGGACAUCCAAGGCUGAAGCUGUUAAAGCACAAGGCAGUCAAAAACUGGCUAGCCCAGCCCCUGCCCAGAAAACACAGCAGGACAACAAAGCAGAUCUGCAGAAGAAAGUAGAGCAGUCAAAUGUAACUGAACAAAAACCGGGAAAUGCCACUGAAGUCCCGGGACAGCAUGAAACAGGAGGAUUCUUUGGUUUUGGAAGCCCUAAAAAGCAAACUGAUCCUGCAAAACCUGCAGAGUCGGUAACAGGGAAGAUGUUAGGAUUUGGUUCUUCUAUAUUUAGUUCUGCAUCCACUUUGAUGUCCUCUACAGUCCAAGAUGAAUCUAAACUGGCAGCAUCACCAGCUUCUCCCAAGAUGACCGCUUUGAAGGACGCUCCAUCUGCAAAGAAACCAGAUAAAAGCCAGCAGGGUCCAAAAGCAGACACCAUGUUAUCAGAGCCUACAAAGGGAGCAGUUGUUUCCAAAACUGGUCCUUCGUCCUGCCCUGUAUGUAAAUCAGCCUUCAGCGUUGGCUCUAAAGAUCAACCCAAUUACAACACAUGUACAGAGUGUAAAAAUGUUGUCUGCAACCAAUGUGGAUUCAACCCCAUGCCAAAUGUGAAGGAGGUGAAGGAGUGGUUAUGCCUCAACUGUCAAAUGCAACGUGCCCUCGGAGCAGCCCAGCCUCCAGGAACCCCCAUUAUGAAAGCACAGGCCUCGCCAAACAAAGUUACUGCAUUUUCUAAUGUCCCCAAGAAAGAAACGAAAGACAUCCCAAAAACUGCUGAGUCUAAAGUCAAGGAAUUAUCUGCUGCUUCAGCACCUGAGAAGGAAGUUGCAAAGAAGGACACUGUGAAACGACCAGAGAACCAACAAUCCCUCACUCCAACAUUAGAUUCCAAAGUUUCAUCUGAAGAGUUGAAGAAGGGACCACAAAAGCUUCCAGAUAAUGCUGCUUUAAAUGCACAAGAAGACUCCCGUGGUCCAAAACUUGAACCUGGUACAGUGAAGCCAACUGAAUCACUUGGUGGAAAAAUGUUUAGUUUUGGUUCCUCUAUCUUCAAUUCUGCAUCCACGUUAAUACCCACAGCCGGCCAAGAUGAAUCCAAAAUGACACCUCCACUGUCCCCCAAGAUGCCUGCCACCAAGGUGAACAAAUCACCCCUUGGAAAAGAACAAAAGAAACAAGAACAACAAGCUAAACCGCCAUCAGAUCAGUCAAAGGAAGCUACAGUUUCCAAAGAAGGCAAAUCUACCUGUCCUCUGUGUAAGGUGGAACUUAAUUUAGGUUCCAAGGAUCCUCCCAACUUCAGAAAAUGCACAGACUGCAAAAACACCGUCUGUAACCAGUGUGGAUUUAAUCCGGUGCCCAAUCUGGCAAAGGAAAAUGAAUGGCUGUGCUUGAACUGUCAGAUGCAAAGAGCUCUGAAUGCAUCAGAACCCACGCAGCCUGCCAUCAAGCUGUCCAAUACAGUGAAAAAAAACCUUCCAUCUUCUGUACAUCAGAAGACAACUGUUUCAAAUGAAGAUGAAUCAACCACGAAGGAACCAUUACAAUCUGAUGUACCCACAAAAGUGCAGACUGCAGCACCUGACAAGAAAAAGGAGAGUUCUGCACCAAGUACCCCGAAGAAGAUUCAUCCAUCAACUGGAACACCAGAAACUAAGAUUUCUAUUGAACGAACACAGAACAAACAGGGUGCCCCAUUGUCUGUUCAGGAACCUCAAAGGAACUCAGAUCCCCAGAAACCACCUGAUCAGACUACUCAGUCUGGACUAAAACAGAGCAAAUUUACCUCGGAUGGCUUGAUUGGCUCUCAAUCUAGUUCUGAUGUUUCGAAAACAACAGACUCUAUCACUGGAAAGAUGUUUGGCUUUGGUUCUUCUAUUUUCAGCUCAGCAUCCACUCUUAUAUCAUCAGCUGUUCAGGAAGAAUCCCGCACUACACCGCCAAGCUCUCGUAAGAUGUCUGCACCAGGGCAUGUCUCUCCAAGGAUGUCAGUUGGACCCAAGAUUUCUCCAAAGGAUACACCAAUAGUUUCUCCCAGCAAAGUGCAACCAAAAGCCCCUGAAAAUCUCGCUCGGGAGCUCAAGAAACAAGAAGAGGCCCAUCAGAUCAAACAAGGUCCAUCACAGGCAGGCACAACUCCCCAGACCCAGUUUAAAGCAGGCCAUGUAAACUGUCCACUAUGCAAUAUCAAACUAAACAUCGGCUCAAAGGAACCUCCAAAUUUCAAUACCUGCACUGAGUGUAAAACCAAUGUGUGUGACAAAUGUGGAUUUAAUCCAAUGUCUACUGGAGAGAAAAAUGAAUGGCUAUGUCUUACCUGUCAGAUGAAAAGAGCAGUUGGUGGUCCUGAGCAACCGGCUUCUCAAAAACAGGCUCAGACAGCCAGUAGUAAAGUCACAGCUGUUGUCAAGUCAAUGGAUACCUUUAAACCAGCUCCAACAUCUCAAACAAAGGCAAAUCCAAGCCAUGCAGCACCCCCACAGGAAAAAUCCCCUUCAGUUAAGUCUGGCAAACCAGAAGCUUCCACAACACCAGCGGAGUUGGGUGCCCUGGCACCUGAUGAUAAACCACAACAGAAAAAUGAGAGGAAGGUUCCUGAGAAAAAAUCAGAUCUGGCAAGCCAGAUCCCUCCUGGACACAGGCAGGGUAAUGCCACUGCAACAAAGCAGAAAGACGCUGCAGGAUUUUUUGGCUUCGGGGCUACAAAAUCUCAGCAGGAUACAGAGAAGGCUCCAGAUUCAGUGACUGGAAAGAUGUUUGGUUUUGGUUCUUCAAUAUUCAGCUCUGCAUCUACAUUAAUGGCUUCUACUGCCCAGGAUCAGCGUAAUAAAACACCCCCUGCUUCUCCCAAAAAAUCCCCUGCAAAGGAAAUUAAAUCAGAUGUUUCUCAGAAAUUAGAGCCGCUAAAGAAAGCGCAGUCAACACAGCCGAACAAGACGCCUUCAUCGAGUCCAGCUAAAGGACAAACAAAGGUCACAUUUGAGCCUCCAAAGGCUGCAGAAGCUACCAAAUCAGCUGUUGAACCGGGUUCUACCUGUCCACUCUGCAAGGCUGAACUCAACAUAGAUUCUAAAGACCAAGCAAACUACAAUACCUGCACUGCAUGCAAAAGUACUGUGUGUAACCAGUGUGGAUUUAACCCUAUGCCAAUUGGAGUGAAAAACGAAUGGCUAUGUCUAACAUGUCAAACCAAAAGAGCAGUGGAAGCAUCUGAGCAACAAGCCUCUCAAAAGCAGGCUCAAACAUCAAAUGGUAAAGUUCCUGUAACAGUCAAGUCGACAGAUGACUCCAAACCAGCUAUUACUGAAGCAAACACACAUCCAAGCAAUGCAGUAACCCCACAGGAAAAACUGUCAACAACUUUAGUUAGGUCAGCCAAACCAGAAGCUUCCACAACACCAGCAGAUUUAGCUACCCUGGCACCUGAUGAUACAACACAACACAAAAAUGCGAAGAAAGAUCCGGUAAGCCAACCUGGACGCAGGCCGAGUAAUGCCAUUGCAACAAAGGUGCAAGUCACUGAAGGAUCUAUUGGUUUGGGUGUUACAAAAUCUCAGAAGGAUGCAGAGAAAUCCACAGAUUCAGUGAGUGGAAAGAUGUUUGGUUUUGGUUCUUCGAUAUUCAGCUCUGCAUCUACAUUAAUAACAUCUGCUGUUCAGGAUCAACCUAAGACCGAUACACCAGCUUCUCUAAAAAAGGCCCUUGCAAAGGAACAAACACCACCAUCGGGUCCAGCAAAAGGGGAACAUAAGGUCACAUCAGAUCCUCUCAAGGCUGCAAAAGCUACCAAACCAGCUGUCAAACUAGUUUCUACAUGUCCACUCUGUAAGGUUGAACUCAACAUGGGCUCAAAAGACCAAGCCAAUUACAAUACCUGCACUGAAUGCAAAAAUACUGUGUGUAACCAGUGUGGAUUUAACCCCAUGCCAAUUGGAGAGAAAAAAGAAUGGCUAUGUUUAACCUGUCAGACAAAAAGAGCAGUGGAAGCAUCUGAGCUACCAGCUUCUCAAAAGCAAACUGAAACAUCAAAUAGCAAAGUUCUUGUUGCAGACAAGUCGACAAACAACUCCAAACUAGCUUCAACAACUCAAGUAAAUGCAUAUCCAAGCAAUGCAAUAACCCCACAGGAAAAAAUGUCCACAACUUUAGUGAAGUCAGACAAAUCAGAAGCUUCCAUAACAUCAGAGGAGUUGGCUAGCCUCGCACCUGAUGAUACAACACAACAAAAAAAUGAGAGAAAAAAUCCUGAAAAACAAUCACAUCCGGUAAGCCAACCUGGUCGCAGGCCGAGUAAUGCCACUGCAACAAAGAUGCAAGACACUGGAGGAUUUUUUGGUUUGGGUGCUACAAAAUCUCAGAAGGAUGCAGAGAAGUCUUCAGAUUCAGUGACUGGAAAAAUGUUUGGUUUUGGUUCUUCAAUGUUCAGCUCUGCAUCUACAUUAAUAACAUCUGCUGUUCAGGACCAACCUAAGACCGAUACACCAGCUUCUCCCAAAAAAUCCCCUGCAAAGGACAUUAAAUCUGAUGUUCCUGAAAAGCUGGAGCCAACACCUUCAUCGGGUGAAGCUAAAGGGGAAAACAAGGUCACAUCAGAACCUCUUAAGGUUGCAGAAGCUACCAAAACAGCUGUCAAACCAGGUUCUACCUGUCCACUCUGUAAGGUUGAACUCAACAUGGGUUCAAAAGACCAAGCCAAUUACAAUACCUGUACUGAAUGCAAAAGUACUGUGUGUAACCAGUGUGGAUUUAACCCCAUGCCUAUUGGAGAGAAAAAUGAAUGGCUAUGUCUAACCUGUCAGACAAAAAGAGCAGUGGAAGCAUCUGAGCAACAAGCCUCUCAAAAGCAGACUCAAGCAUCAAACAGCAAAGUUUCUGUUGCAGUCAAGUCGAAGGACAACCCCAAACCACCUACAACAACUCAAGCAAACACACAUCCAAGCAAUGCAGUACUCCCACAGGAAAAACUGUCUUCAACUUUAAUUAGGUCGGGCAAACCAGAAGCUUCCAUCGCACCAGAAAAGUUAACUAGCCUGGCACAUGAUAAUAAAACACCACAAAAGAGUGAGAAGGAAGUUCCUGAAAACCAAUCAGAUCUGAUAAGCCAACCAGAACGUAGGCCAAGUAAUGCCACUGCAGCAAAGCAGCAAGAUACAGCAGGAGUUUUUGGCUUGGGUGUUACAAAAUCUCAGAAGGAUGCAGAGAAGUCCGCAGAUUCAGUGACUGGAAAGAUGUUUGGUUUUGGUUCUUCAAUAUUCAGCUCUGCAUCUACAUUAAUAACAUCUGCUGUUCAGGAUAAACCUAAGACCGAUACACCAGCUUCUCCCAAAAAGUCCCCAGCAAAGGAACAAACACCUCCGUGUGGUCCAACAAAGGGGGAACAUAAGGUCACAUCAGAACUUCCAAAGGCUGCAGAACCUGCCAAAUCAGCUGUCAAACCAGGUUCUACCUGUCCACUCUGUAAGGUUGAACUCAACAUCGGUUCAAAAGACCAAGCCAAUUACAAUACCUGCACUGAAUGCAAAAGCGCUGUGUGUAACCAGUGUGGAUUUAACCCCAUGCCUAUUGGAGAGAAAAACGAAUGGCUGUGCCUUACAUGUCAGACCAAAAGAGCAGUUGAAUCAUCUGUACAACUAGAUUCUCAAAAACAGGCCCCAACGUCAAAUAUUAAAGUUCCUGUUGCAGUCAAGUCAAUGGAUACGCCCAAACCAGUUACAACAUUGCAAACAAAGGGGAUUCCAAGCAAUGCACAACUCCCGCAGGAAAAACCUUCUUCAACCUCAGUUGAGUUAGCAAAACCUGAAGCUUCAACUACAUCAUUGAAAUUGGUAAGCCCAGAACCGGAUUAUAAAACACCACAGAAAAAUGAAAAUAAAGUAUCCGAGAAACCACCAGAUCCGGAAAGCCAACCUGGACGUAGGCCGAGUAAUGCCACUGCAGCAAAGCAGCAAGAGAGCGGCGGGUUUUUGGGAUUUAGCGCUACAAAAUCUCAGCAGAAUUAUAAUAACUCAGUGACUGGAAAGAUGUUUGGUUUUGGUUCUUCAAUAUUCAGUUCAGCCUCUACAUUGAUAACAUCUGCUGCUCAGGAUCAACCUAAGACAACACCUCCAGCUUCUCCCAAAAAGUCCCCAGCAAAGGAAAUGAAAUCUGAUGUUCAUCAGAAGCUGGAACAAACACAGCAAAGAAAGACACCUCAAUCAGGUCCAGCUAAAGAGGAUGAUAAGGUCACAUCAAAAUCUCUGGCUGCAGAAGUUACAAAAUCAGCUGUCAAACCAGGUUCUAACUGUCCACUCUGUAAGGUUGAACUCAACAUAGGUUCAAAAGACCAAGCCAACUACACCACCUGCACGGAAUGCAAAAACACUGUGUGUAAUCAGUGUGGAUUUAACCCCAUGCCAAAUGAAACAAAGGUGAAGCGGUGGCUGUGUCUCACCUGCCAGAUGCAGCAAGCUCUUGGUGCGAGCCAUCCUUCAGGAGCUCUUUCUAACAACUACAGCGUUUCUGAAAAAGAUGUCACCAGUAGAGCUGAACCUGAAAAGAAAGUGGCUUCAAUGCCAAUAUCACCUAAGAAAGAACCAACAGCUGAUACAGCAAACUCUGCAACAGCUCAGUCUGACAGUAAUAGUGCUCUUACUAAAAAUAUACCACAAGACUAUCAAAAAACAUCUGGCCCAAGCUCAUCACCAGGACCAACAAGGCAAGCUGAACGCAAACAGAGCAUUGCUGCUUUGGCACCCCAGCAAGAACCAGGAGGUUUCUUCGGCAGUAAAACCCAACCUGAAGCUUCCAAACCAGCAGAAUCAGUGACCGGGAAAAUGUUUGGCUUUGGAUCUUCUAUUUUCAACAGUGCAUCCACUUUGAUUACUUCGGCGGUCCAGGACCAGCCCAAAACCACCCCAUCGGUGUCUCCUAAGAUGUCCCCAGCAAAACAGAGUACAUCUCCUUCACUCCAGAAAAAAGAAGAGAUAAAAUCAGAACAAACUCAGCAGGGUCUAUCUGAACAGAACAAAGUCAACACAAAUCUAGUUAAAAAAGUUUCCCACUCCACGUGUCCCCUUUGUAAGGUUGACCUCAACAUUGGAUCCAAAGAGCUACCUAACUAUGACAAAUGCACUAACUGCAAGAGUACAGUUUGCAAGCAGUGUGGAUUCAACCCUAUGCCAAAUGUAUCAGAGAAAAAGGAGUGGCUGUGUCUGACGUGCCAGAUGCAAAGAACUCUCUCAGCAGCAGAAGCAGUACAACCUCCAUCUGUGAAGCCUCAGUCAUCACCCAACAAAGUGACUAAACCCGCUGCUACCACGGCCAAUCAAAAUAAAGAUAUGAUACCAAAACAAGAAAGAGAAGUCCUGGACAAAGAUCAGAAGGACAAAACAACACUAGGUAAACUCGAAAAUAAUGAAAUCCCAACAACUGAUAUCAAAUCUGGUUCACUGCCUCCCAAUCGAGUCCAAAUCUCCACAGCAGUUCCAGUUGAAGAAAGGACACCUGCAAACGCUGAUAAAACUUUGGUUGAGCAAGCGCCUCCUGUCAGCACAGAUGUUAAAUCUCCACUGAAGAAGGAGGAUCAAACUUUAACACACUCACCUGCAACAACAGACACAUUGGAAAAGAAAGCACAGGGAAUGGAAAGCAUUACAAAAUCAGAGGAUGAAGUAGUCAUGUCGGCUGAUAUAGAGCAGCCAUCCAAGUCCACAAGUAAAGAGCCAAAUCUUGCUGCCAAACCGCCUCCUUCCAUGUCACAGCCAACUAAAGAUACAGGAAGUUUGGUUAGCAUUAAUGCUUCAAAACCUCAGCAAGGGGUCUCCAAAACAGCUGAAGCAGUGACAGGGAAGAUGAUGGGAUUUGGUUCAACACUCUUCAGCUCAGCAUCUUCUUUAAUAACAUCCGCUGUUGGUGAAGAAUCACGCACCACACCACCAAGUUCUCGUAAAAUGUCUGCGCCGGCACAAAGUUAUGAUAAAACGGCAGCUCCUCAAAUCCCGCCGGUCAAGUCAAGUCCUGCUCUAUCUCUAAUAAAAUCCUCCACAAAAGAAGUGAAGUCUGACAAUAUUCAGAAACAAUCAAUGGAGAAGAUGGCGGACCAACCUCAGCAAGGCAAUGCUUCUCUACCAGGAACGAAACAUGUGGACCAAGGUCCGUCAGAAGCUUCAAAAGUAAAGGCUCCACAAACUGCUCCCAAAGAAAUUGAGCUCAACUGUCCCCUUUGUAAGGUUGAAUUUAAUGUUGACGGCAAAGAUCAAGCAAAUUACAACACCUGCACCGGAUGUAAAACAGCAGUCUGCAACAAAUGUGGAUUUAGUCCCAUGCCGAAUAAAGCAGAGGGGAAAGAAUGGCUGUGUCUCAACUGUCAGAUGCAGAGAGCACUUGGCGCCUCUGAACCUCUUGGGCUUCCCUUGAUAAAAUCUCAAUCUUCACCAAGUAAAGACAUGCCUCCCUCCACAACGAAGGGAGAGACAGCUAUACAAGCUCCUCAGGAGGACAGUAAAACACCCAAACCUGACGAGACAGUCAGUGUCGUCACUACCAAAGAAAGCAAAUCCCCAGCAAUUGGUGAAUCAACUGUGGAAGCAACAGCGGCAGUUGCCUCAUUGCCUGAAAAAAGUGUUCUUCCUGAAAUCAUGAAGACUGUGGUUGCAUCUGCUUCACCUGCAAUUACCCCUAAAGGACAACCUGGAAUACCCCAGAAACAGCCUCCAGAAAAGAUAGUUCCCCCAACAGCACAAGAAGUAGGUAAAAUACUACCCCAACAACCUACAAAAGCUGGGGGAUCUCCAGCCAAAUCAAUUCUGGCAACAGCUCCACCUGUAAAACAGGAAUCAGUAGGCUUCUUUGGUUUUGGAGGUCCUAAAAUGCAACCUGUUAAGCCUGCUGAAUCAGUACCUGGCAAGAUGUUUGGCUUUGGGUCAUCUUUUUUUAAUUCAGCGUCCAAUUUGAUAACCUCAGCUGUACAAGAUGAAACGAAAAAGACAACUCCGACGCCAAGCAAAAUUACUUCUCAGGCCUCUCCUAAAACAACGCCGCCUGCUUCUCCUAAAACAAUACCUGCAAAGGACAUCAAACCACCUGCAGUCCAGAAAACUGAAGUAACAAAACUGGAAACACCACAGGUAAAAACUACUCCUUCAGCAACACAAAUGGAUAAAGUUCCAUCCGUUUCCCCCAAAGCACCACUAACACCUCCAAAACCAGCUCAGUUAACCUGCCCACUCUGUAAGAUGCUAUUCAGGAUGGAUUCUAAAGAUGCUCCCAAGUUCAACACCUGCACAGAAUGCAACACAACUGUCUGCAAUCAGUGCGGGUUCAAUCCAUUGCCUACGGUCUCAGAGGUAAAGGAAUGGCUAUGUCUGAACUGUCAGAUGCAGAGGGCCCUUGGCACAUCUGAGACUACAGGACCGUCUGCAGUGAAACCUCAGGCCUCACCUACAAGGACUGGUCCUUUUCCUUCUGAACAUAAUACUGAAGAGGUCCAGCCAAAGAAGUCUACAUCAGUCAGAGAAGAAGGUUCUGAACGCCUGGAUGAGGACUCACGGACACUUACAAUUAAUAAGCCUGGUUUAUUGCAUGAUGCAGCACCAAGGACGGACAUCCCUUCAGUUGGUGAUCAAGAAAAGGGCCAAGAUAUGACCAAGCAGCCUCCCACUGAAAAAACCCCACCCAAGGAACGCACUUCACAAACUCCAAAAACAGAAGUCAAGGCUGGUGUUGCGAAACCGACAGAUGGGAAACCCCCUCAGCAGCAUUCGAAAUCUCCUGUCAAAUCUACACCAGCUGCUAAACAGGAGACUGGCAGGUUCUUUGGAUUCGGUGCUCCAAAAAUGCAACCACAGGCUGCUGAGACUGUCACCGGUAAAAUGUUUGGAUUUAGUUCAUCCAUUUUUAGCUCUGCCUCUACCUUGAUAACAUCUGCUGUCCAAGAUGAGCCCAAAACCACUCCUUCGGUUCCUCCUAAGAUGUCCCCUGCUAAAGAAAACAAAGUUCCUGUUGUGCAAACCCAACAACUGACCAAACCUGUCCCCUUGGGUCAGGUUAAAGACCCAAAGACUUCACUCACAGCAACACAAGUCACAGAAGGCACCAACGUGGAUAUUCCCAAAGCAGAUACAGAGUCCACCUGUCCACUCUGUAAGGUUGAACUCGAUUUGGACUCCAUGGAACCACCCAAUUACAACACAUGCACUGAAUGCAAGAGUGUUGUCUGUAGCCUCUGUGGAUUUAACCCCACACCUCAAACUGGAGGGAAGGAAUGGCUGUGUCUAAACUGCCACACACAAAAGGCUUUGGCCGGACAACUAGAAGACUCAGGAAAAGUCCCUAAGGGUUCUCCAGUAUCAGCUCCGCCAGAAACAUCACGUAUACUUACAACCAAAAAGAUGGAGUCAAAGUCUGCACCUGCAAAGGCUGAGCCGUCAGCUGAAGUUACAAAACAACCAACAGAAACAACAAGACCUACAACAAAGACAUGCAUCAUAACAGAAACCCCAGCUGCAACAUCUUUCACAAAAGUGGAAAUUGAACCAAAAACAGUGGAGGUGUCAACUGUCAUCAAAGAAAAACAGCAGUUAUUUGAAUCCACAGCAGAACCAAUUAAACCACUAGUGGCUCCUCAACUUAAAUUGUCCAGAACAGAUGUAGGAGUGGAAAUAACAAAUUUAGAGAAGAAGGAACAAAGUGUGGAAGAAAUUCCCAAAUCCGUUGAGAAAACUGAGCCCUCAAAAGCCACAUUUGAAUUGUCUACCGUUGGAAUUGUUCUAGAAGACAAAAUGAAGCAACCUCCAACAAUGAAGGCUGAAGUCAAGACAACAAAUCUUGAAGACCAAAUCAAACUGAGCAUGCCCGAAACAUCUGCUAAGAAGGCUGAAGUUCAGGAACAGUCACAUGAGCCACUUACUGGCAGUAAUCAAGUAGUGGAACAAAUAGCUGAUGCCAUUCUCGCCCCAGAGCCACAACCAGAAUCUACAAAGGAGCCAGAUAAAAUGACAAAUGAAACAUAUGUCCUUGCUGGUGGAACAGUUGAAUUGGAGCACAUAGUUGUAUCCGAGACAGCUACUAAGGCAAGAUUGGAGGCAGAAAAUGAUACUCAACCUCAGAUUUUACCCUUUUCAGAUAAACCAAAAGAGGAUCAGGUGGUAUGCAGUAGAAUUAAAAAUAAUGUAGAAGGACAAACACUGCAAAUAAAGGAAACGGUAGAAAGUGGAAAAAGGCGCCUUAGUUUCCAAGCAAUGGAAGAGAGCAGUGGGAGUGACUUCACACUUUCACCAUCACCAGAGGUUCAGAGGAGGAGGCUCAAAGUGACUGAUGUGACAUCUAUCAGUGAGGACAUCAAAACUGAAAGUGCUGACUCGUCAAUAGAAGAUGAAGACUUUAUCCGCAGUCAGAUAAUGGGUAUGGGCGAUGAAGAGGAAAUGUCUCUAUCUGAGGAUGAGAAAGAAAAAACAUUGUCCAAUGAAGAAGUCGUUAAGAAGGCUGUGCUUGAUAAUUCCUCAAUGAAAUUUAAAUCACUCUCUAGUGAAGGAAGUACAGAUAAUGAAGGACCCCUCGCAUGGAGAAAGUCCCCUCUUAUGACUAGUGCUGGAGCUUCCGAAGCAUUUCCAAGUACAACUUUUAAGAAAGCUGUUCCAGUCAUCAAACAAAGACAAAGCACUGAUGAAGAGGUAGAGAGUAUCACUGAAUCCCUUUCAAAGGGUUCGUCCAGUCUUCAAGCAUCUAGCUUUACGCCAGGGUCAUCACCGACAUCUGCAUCAUCCCUGGAGGAGGACAGUGAUAGCAGUCCAAGUCACAAAAUAAUUAGUGGGGACAGACAGUAUCGCAAAGGUAAACACAGACACGCAACCCAGCCACUACCCACAAUUGAAGACUCCUCUGAGGACGAGAAAUCUCGGAAAGAAAAGAAUGAACUAAGUGUGCAUGAGCUCUUGUCUGCCAGUGAAAGUGCUUCCUCAGUAGAGGAUAUGAGACAAGUCAUUGUAAAGGAUGACAUCAGUAAAACAUUUGGCUCUGAGUACUGGGCCAGUGUCGAAUCAGAACCAGAAGUAAGCCAAGCCGUACAGAGAGGGCGCAAACCUUCUCCAACAGUGAUACCGUUUACCCCAGUCGAAGAAAAGGAGCCUGUUUCAACAUUAUUAAAGAGUGCAGAAGAAGCAUAUGAGCAAAUGAUCCAGAAGGCCAAAGCAAUUCCAGGCGAUAGUCCUCCUGAUGUUGAGCCACUUUAUGGAGGAAUGUCAAUAGAGGACUAUCUCUAUGAAUCCUUGGUUGAGGAGCCAGAGAUUUUAAUGUGUGAUUAUGCCGACACUGAACCCAAAGAGGACUACAGUCCUGAACCUUUAAAGAAACUCAGGUCUCCGGAGGAGGUUUAUGAAGAGAUGAUGGAAAAGAAGAGGGAAUUAAUGAUGAUAGAGCAAGAGUUUCAACAGGCCCAGAAUGACAUGGAAUAUAUACCAUCUUCACAUGCUGAGACCUGUGUUGUAGUCAUACCCACAGAAGCGAUAUCCCACAUUGAAGAAAGUGAGCCUGGGUUUGACAAUUCUAGUGAGCUGCCAGUCAAGAAAAGAAAACGACCAGCCCCACCACGCCCUUCAGAACCCCCAAAGCGGCCUGAGGUGACAAUUGUUCCAGCCACACCUUCCGGUUCUAUAGGUUUUGUCCGGCCCAUGAUUCCACUAGAUCCUGCACUUAGAAAGGCACUUUUCCCCAUACCUGACCUCAAGAUUACACAGUGUUCAUCAGGGGAAGAAGAGGAUGACAGUCUUGCAGAAGAGUAUGGUGUUGGGAUUUCUUCUGACAUUACCCCAAGUGAUGAUUCUGAAACCAAAGAUGAUCAAUCCAUAAGCCCACCUUUGUCUGACACAACUGAAAUAGAACAGAUUUCCGUGGUCUGUGAAAUCCCAGAACCAAAACCUAUUCCAACUCCAAUAUCAGCUCCAGAACUAACCACUACACCUUCUCCUUUAUCGCCACUGUCCCCACCAACUUCACCAGCGACCCCAGAUUCUAGCAUGGCUUCUAAUGCUACAUCUUCACCCUCCUUUCAAGCUCAAACUCCUCUGUCAUCAGAUUCAACUCCUGUUUCUACACCUACUCGUUCCUUUGUCACUCAAUCCUCCCGAGAGGGCUCACCAUUGUUGCCCACUAAAAGUGAGACUUUUAAAGAAAGCUCUGCAGUUGUAGUAACUAUACCUGAUGUGGUGUCUGACCCUUUUAAAGGUGAAACAGCAGAAUUGGUCCAAACCUCUAUUCCCAAGGUCCCAAUUCAAGUCCCAGUGGAGACUUCACCAGUUGUUGAAAUGCCAGACUUGGUUUCAUCUCCGUCUCAAAUGCCAAUUGACGCAUCUGUGCUAGGGGUGUCCACGCCAAGUCCAGAACCAGUUAUUGUCACAGCUAAGCCUCCAGUUCAAUUUAGUGAAUAUGGUACCGGCAAAAUUCAAGUCUAUAGUCAAUCCUUAGAUAAUGUAGCUACUGCUCCUAUAGGUGCAGUAUCACACCAUGAACCAGUAAUUGUCCAGAUGCCUGACCUGGUUUCAACUGCGUCUCAAAUCUCCUCACCAACACCUAUUCAAGGCUCAGCAAUAACAACAGCCCUGGCCCAGGCCAAACCAAAUGUGGUAAACAAAGUCCCUGUUCAACCUGCUGUGAUUCCUGUAUCUAUUCCUUCAACUACUAUAGUCAAAAAGAAAGUCCCACCGCCUCCUCCCCCGAGAUCUACUUCAGUUUCAUUACCCGAGCUUGGCAAGGAGCGUCUACCUACAAGUGAGGCUCAGUAUGUCUCCACAACUAUGGCGACCACAAUCCCUACAGGAACCCCGGUUGUUGUCCAGGCAAUGCAGUCCGUAGUUGUUGAUAUACAGCCAAGAAUGGAGGAGAUGAAACCAGAUGAUGUUGCUGUACCUCAAGUUGUGACCCCAACAAGACCAGGGCAUGUGGUCAUCAUUGUGCCAAGUAUGGAAAACCUGUCUCGGCUUAGCCACACUCCACAAAGUAGCACUAUCUCUUCAACCGUGUCUCAGGUACCAAGUAUACAGCCCGUUAUUACCAGUAUCACCCCAUCUAAGACAGCUGUGUCAGAUACAUCCAAUGCAGGUACAGCAUUCCCUUCCACUACAGUGGCAGUAGCGCCAUUUGUUUCAAUUCCAUCAGUUACACAUACACCACGUCCUUCCACUUUACCGAAGCCUACUAUAUAUCCAAAACCACCAAUUCCCACAGCAGUGGAACAGUUUUCUGUAACAAUAACUGGUUCUAGUCCGUUGCCAAAGGCCCCUCCACCAAUACCACCUAAGCCUGUAAUUAUUCCAGCUGGACUGGUUUUCAGUCACAAACCAGGAGAAAGUGUCAAACCACCUUAUGUUACACAAAAAGCUGCAACACUGCCUCGGACCAAAGAACCUCCAAAUGCCCUUUCGCUUACCUUGACGAGACCUGUGGAGAGUAAGUCAGGGGCAACAUCUCCCAAGUCACCACUAUCUCCAAGACAUGGCAAAUGUUUGAAAACAUAUGUGGUGAUAACGCUUCCAUCUGAGCCUGGCUCACCAACAGAAGUAAUAACAGUCCAGGCACCAAUAAGACGAGGCUCCAUCCCAUCUACCAAAGGACCAGAAGUACGAACAACGCCUUUAGAGCAGAAAUCCCUUGGUGAAACAUUUUCAGCACAGGCCACAGUUCGGAGAGCUUCCGUUCCCAUUGUUAGGCAUCCACCCCCUAUGCCCUUAGCAUCAACUGCUCCAUUAAAACAAGUGACAGUGGUUUCUGAAGAGCAGGCUGGUAGAGAUUCUGAUCAGGAAACAAUAAUUCAGGUCCAUAAUGUACCGGACCCAAUAAAGAAGCCAUACAUACCUGUCAUACUGAAGCAGCAACACGCAGUCUAUCAGUCCUUGCCACCAUCUACACCAAUGCAACAAGACACAACGAAGACCUCAGAAAUAAUGAGUGAAGUCACUGCAGGACCACAUCCUGAAACAUCAGUCACUCAACGUCCAAAAAUUGUCUCACAGGGUGUGGAACUUCCACAAGAGAUUUCAGCUGAAGAACAAGUCUCAGUUCAAAUUCAAACACUGCCAAGUCAGCCCCUGACACAACAUAUUGUUAUUCCACUAGAGCCUGGGGUACUUUCUGAUGUACAAAUACCCCGAGACUGUACAGUUAUUAUGUACUCAACUGAAAUAGAAAAACAACCAGAAAAGGCAGGUGAAACCAUCUUCACUGCUACAGUUCCAAGCUCAACUAUAGCAGUGAGUCAGCAACAACCAACGGGACUUAUACAAAUGGCUGACUCACAUUUGACAUUUACUAGUGAAUUCCAGUCAGUUCAACAAACUAUGCAGCAAAUACCUGCACAACAUCCAUAUUCUGCAGGUGAAGUGAGGGCACUUGUAGCAGAGAGAGACUCACAAUAUGAUUAUGUUGUUACAAUACCAGAUGUACAAACAUCGCCUCAUGUCUAUCAUAACAUUGCCACAGCUCCCACACACAUGACUCAGUUAACAAUGGAGAAGAUAGCUCCAAAUGCUGAAGACAUUUUCUCACCUGUAAUAAUGGAGGUGCAACAUCGAACACCACAACCAGAGGAGCAUUCUAUCACUUAUAUGCCUGAUGUCUAUGGAACUAUUCCAUCAACCACCAUGCCAUGUUUAACACCUCCACUUGAAGUUAUUGCAUUACAGCCGGAGCCAACACCGACUAUAACAAAGGGGGCUCCAGCAAGACAAGAACAAAUGUCAUCAUUGAUACAGCCUCAGGUAGUGGCUUCAUUGUCCUAUAAGGUUAUUCCAGCCGAACAACCUUCAAGGGAAAGGCGGACAUCUAUAUCAUCCAUAGGAAAUCAACCAUACAGCACAGGUGAAAUAUUUACCUUUCCUACUGAUUAUGAAAUGCCUGGCCAGGAUGUCAACAAUGAAAACGUUGCUGCCGCUGCAAGAAGGCAAUCUUUAACCAUACAACAACCAUUGGUAAUAAACAUGCCAGCUGAAAAAGACAUCCCUGUCAAUGUAUAUGAUACCUAUAGAAAAAGUUCAUAUCCUUCAAUCGAACAACCACAGCUUAUAACAUAUUCAUCAGAGUAUGAUCGUCCCUUUGAAAUAAUAACUACUGAGGCAUACACAAGGAGGACCUCAAUACCCGCUGUCCAGGACAUACCAACUGGGACACCUGUUGCUCCAGUCACCAUCACCAAAAUUCAACAAGAGUCGAUUGAAAGCCAAGAGAUCCGGGGACGAGAGAAAGUUGUCUCGAGUAUGAGUCACAAGUACUCUUCAGUUUCUACUACAGGCCAGCCUGCUGAAAUAUUGCCUAGCUUAGUGACUCAGGUAGUCACCACUGAGGUCCAGAGAACUACUGUGUCUGUCGUCCAUGAAAGACUUCCACAGCAUACUCCACCCACAAAACCUGAUGAAAGUGAAUACCAAGCUCAACCUAAACUAAAUGGAAGGAUAACAUAUCCUGGGGAUGUUAUGGAUCUACGGACCAUGAAGGCUGGCAUGAAAAUGACUAACCAAGGCAUGGACCUGACUCCGACUGAGUUGUUUAGACAGUCAUCCAAUGACACUGCUCGUCAAAUUACGGCAGUACAACCUGAAAUUGUAAAUCUUAGCGCUGAUGUUAUCCCAGUGACUACACUGUCUGUGGUAACUGAUAGCAUCACAAUAGUCACAUGCACAGCCACUAUUGCUUCAUAUAGCAACCCUCCAGCAGAGAAACCUCUUGACUUGCAAGGGCCUGUUACAUCAUUGCCACUUCCUCUCACCACGUACAAAGCAUUUGAACCAUUGGCACAGAUUGUCUACAAACCUGUAAGCACUCUACCUGUAGCCACAGUUGUAGCAUCUACUGAGCAAGACAUACCAAUUAACCUUUCGUUUGGAUCAUUGGCCAGAGGAGGCACACCCAUGACUUCUGCAUUAGACAUUAAGAGUGGGGCCUAUGUCCUGUCUUUGGAAGCAACAGGGGCCGUGGAUCUGUCCAAUUACAGGCCAGUGAGAUCGAUGGUAGCUUUAUCUGGAAAAAGUCCUGAAGUAAUAACCACUGUUGUCGAGGAUGAUGGGAUACCAGUUGAUCUUACUGCUGGUAGAAGGAGUGUAUGCUGUGAUGUAUUAUACAAAUUACCAUUUACCGGGAGCUGCAGAACACAACCCCCUGUCACAACUCAGCCCGACAACCGUUUGGACUUCAAAGAUGAUCAGCAUAAUAGUGCUGGACAGUAUGGAUUUAAAGGGAUCAAUGGUGAAAAUGCAUCAAUAUCAAAGGCCAGCCUCAGAGAGGUAGGACUCUUUCCCUAUGAUCCCAAUAAGGAAUAUGACUACCUCAAUGGAUCUAGAGAUGGAGCUAUAGACCUCACUGCCACCAAACUCUCUGCUGGUAAAGCUCUUGACUACACGAGCAAAGCUACCAGAACAUUCCCUGGGAUGACUGCCUCUCCAUCUUCCCAGGAUGCUCUUGCUGGUUUUGGUGUAAAUAGUGCCCUAAAAACUUCAGAUGGAAUAGUUUACUCCUCUGUUGCUGCCCCAGUUCCGUCAACAUAUGCAAUUACCACACAACCUGGCUCCAUUUUUAGCACUACCUUAGUGCCUGCAUCAACAAUCCAGAAUCAAUCUGUGCCCCAACAAUAUGAUUUUGUACCUAACACACACCAGGGGCAAGUCAUUCCUUAUGACACAGGUCUACCAAAGGAGAUUCUACCUACAGCAUUGGUUGACAUCAUAACAGGCUUCCCCGAAAUGUAUUCAGAUACCACCCUGGAAGCAUUAGCUGCUUCUUUGGAUGCAUUAGCUUUGUCUCCAAUAUUCCCUGGCUUGGACAGUACCAAAAUGGCACAGUAUCAGAUGGAGAGGGAGUUUCUAGAGCUGGAAAAGCUUAAACAGUUGUGUCUUGCAGAGGAGUUAGAAUGGGAGAGACAAGAGAUCCAGCGUUAUCGUGAACAAGAGCAGAUAAUGGUGCAACAAGAGCUGGAAGAGCUCCAAGCUCUGAAACAACAGCUUCUGCUGCAGCAAGAGGAAGAACACCAUGCUCAUAUAAUAGCCCAACAGGAAACUUAUGCCCAGCAGAAAGAGCAGUUGCAACAAAUUCAGCAACUUCAGCUUCAACUACAGCGGCAGUUAGAUGAACACUAUGGUAACACAGGUUCUACGACAAACCUCCUUGAGGCCAAAUAUGCAGGAGUUGGAGACAGUGGACAGUACUGGCCUGUCAAAGAUGAAUCUACAGGUCCAUUUAUUAGUACACAGUUACAGGAAAGUCAGGACCAGCGUAACAUAACAAAAAAGAUUCAAGAUGGUCAGGACACAGGUAAAAAGAUAAUUGACAGUGGAGUGCAGACUGAUGAUGAAGACUCAACAGAAAAGCAGCACAUCGGAAGAAGGAAGAAAAAUAAGAGAAACAUUGAUAGCUCGGCUCAGUCUGACGAUGAAGACCAAGAUGAAUGGGAUGCUCCCACAAAAGCUCGCCGACGGUCUCGCAAGCACAGCAGUGAAGGUAAACAUAGUUCUAAGGUCUCUAGCAUUGCUAUCCAGACAGUCGCUGAGAUAUCUGUUCAGACUGACCACUCUGGAACCAUCAAACGACCCAACGUCCAGAUGGACACCAAGGUGGAAAUAAUCAAACACAUCUCAGCUCCUGAAAAUUCUCAGCGAGGUGGUAGUCUGAGCUGUCAGACCGAUUCAGAUAGAAGACCUGCACCCAAUGAAAUGGGUUACGCGACUCACAUUCCGACUGAUGCUUCGCCUAGAUCUAGAGGUUUCUAUACCUCAGUGUCCCCAUUAUCGCCAGAUAAAUCACUUGGAGGGCAGAGAAUGCUGACUGCGGACCCAACAAGGUUUUACUCAGGCCCUCGAUUGAAGCCUGGCCAGAAGUGUAUGUCUGAUCCUAAAUCUCUGAGCCCCACUACAGAAAACAGGAUGAGUGGAUACUACGCAGACAGUUAUUCUGGGCGAGGCUGUCCCUCUGGAACAGGCAAGAAGGUCAAGCGUACGCUACCAGAUCCACCUCCUGAGGAUGACUCGUUAAUGGGACGGUCUGGCUACAGCACCAACUCUGCCCGUCGCCGUCUUGCCCGCAGUACUACAAUGGCUCGGGCGAAGAUCCUGCAGGAUAUUGACAAAGAGCUUGAUCUGGUAGAGAGGGAAUCUUCAAAACUACGCAAGAAACAGGCUGAACUCGACGAGGAGGAAAAGGAAAUUGACGCCAAACUACGGUACCUGGAGAUGGGUAUCAAUCGCCGAAAGGAUGCCUUACUGAAAGAGCGAGAGAAGAGGGAGAGGGCCUAUCUCCAGGGGGUGGCAGAAGAAAGAGAUUACAUGUCAGACAGCGAGGUUAGCAACAUUAGAGAUGACCGGAGUGAUCGCCUGGAGAGGCCGCGGACAGCGCCCCAAUCUGAGUUUGAUCAAUUCAUUCCCCCACAGACUGAAGCGGAUUCCCAGUACAACACGCUAACAAGCCCCUACUCCCAUUACGGCCAGUAUGUUCCCCAGACUCAAACCACCAGCCAUUACAGUCAACAUAAUCUAUAUGAGCAGCAGUCUGUUUACCACCAACAGGUGUCACCUUACUCAACCUUAUCACUUUCGCGUGGUCAGGAUCAACCUAGCAGCUACCAACAUGCUCUGCUCUUGCAACAAGGAAAGCAGCGUCAAAACAACCUGUCUGAUUUAGAGCCCAAAAUCUCCAGUAACUAUGAGGUCAUACGUAACCAACCUUUAAUCAUAGUGCCGACCUCCUCAGAGAGUGGCUAUGGGGUGGCUCAUCUUGGAGGCAAGUAUGGCAGUUUGGACUUAAGGCUUGGGCUGGAGGAAAGGAGCAUGGCCUCUAGUCCCAUGUCAAGCAUAUCUGCAGAUUCCUUCUAUGCUGACAUUGACCACCAUAAUGCCAGAAACUAUGUGCUGAUUGAGGACAUUGGGGAACUCACCAAAGCCUCCACAGGGUUGGGUACCACUGGCUUGGGUUCAGGAUUUACAAUCCCUGAUAAGGAGUUGUCUAAGGCAGACAGACUACUUAGGGCAGCAGAAGUCAGACGCACAGAGGUAGCAGAUUUUUUAGGACCGUCACAACUUCAAGGUUAUGGUAAAGGAGACGAUGACACUAUGGAGGAACCUUAUGAGUUAAAACUACUGAAGCAACAGAUCAAGCAGGAGUUCAGGCGAGGAACUGAGGGACUAGAGCAUUUAUCGGGCUUGGGCCUUCCCCAGUAUCUCCCCAGUGACAGCAACUUUCGCCACUUCCCAAAAAGUGAAAAGUAUAGCAUUGGAAGACUCACUCUGGAAAAACAGGCUGCAAAACAGCUCCCGGCUGCUGUGCUUUACCAGAAACAGAUGAAGAACAAAAAGGCUUUGAUUGACCCAAAAGCCAUAACUAAAUUCUCCCCAAUUCAGGAGAGUAGGGAUUUGGAACCAGACUUUGGUAGCUACAUCGGAUCUGGAGCUUCUUCUGUGACCAAUCUGGCUGCUAGAGCAAGAUUGCUUCAGGAUGAGAUCACAUUUGGCCUCCGGAAGAACUUAUCAGAGCAACAGAAAUACUUGGGCUCCUCCCUGGGGGCUAAUCUUGCUGGUUCUCUUGGGCAGUCUCUUGGACUUGGGUCCACUAUUAGGGUCACUGUCCAAGAUGACGGCACCUAUCCGAGCGGCAGCCGCUCCAGACCUUCAUCUCGUCCAUCUUCCCGGCCCUCCUCUGUCUAUGGCUUGGAUUUAUCGAUCAAACGGGAUCUUUCCAGCUCCUCGCUCAGACUCAAAACAGAGGGGGAUGUGUUGGAUGCAGCAUUUGCCCCCGGUGUGGCCAGAGCAAAGCCCACCAGUUUGCCUAUCAGCCAAAGUCGGGGCCGUAUCCCCAUAGUGGCUCAAAACUCCGAAGAGGAGAGCCCUCUAAGUCCUGUGGGGCAGCCUAUGGGUAUGGCCAGGGCUUCAGCGGGACCACUUCCUCCAAUCUCUGCCGACUCCAGGGACCAAUUUGGAUCUAGCCAUUCUCUGCCGGAGGUUCAGCAACAUAUGAGGGAAGAAUCUCGGACUCGUGGCUACGAUCGAGAUAUCGCAUUCAUCAUGGAUGACUUACAAGGUGCCAUGUCGGACAGUGAAGGACUCAGUGAGUCCAUGCUGGUGUUGAACAGAGACGAAGCCAGAAUCUUUCAUGAAAGUAUCAGACACGCUGGAGGCCCAAACUGGAAUAUAGAAGCCUACCACUUGCGAAGAGAGGACACGGACUGGUUUGAUAAACCAAGAGAAGGACAUCCCCAGGCCCAGCAUGUGGCGGUGGACCGGAGACAGAUGAAACUGGUCCCUUACGUCUUCCCUCACACUCGUGUGAAGCUCCUGAGAGACCAGAGGGACUCCAGUGUGUCAGGCAACGGUCUUGGGAUACGAGUGGUCGGCGGCAAAGAGAUUCCGGGGAGCCGCGGAGAGAUCGGAGCCUACAUUGCCAGAGUUAUUCCUGGUGGAAUGGCAGAGGGCAAAGUCAUUGAGGGCAUGCAGGUGUUGGAGUGGAACGGGAUCCCGAUGACAGGGAAGACCUACGAAGAAGUCCAAGGCGUCACGGCCCAGGCGUGUGCGGAGGCGGAGCUCUGUGUGCGACUGGACCUGAACAUGCUGUCUGACCCCGAGCACCCACAAGUCCUGGAGCACCACGUUCAGCUUAAGGCCGUCGGUGGGCAGCGUUCUCCCGGUGUGGAUCCUAACCAGCUGGCGGCAGAGCUGCAGAAGGUGUCCCAGCAGCAGGCUCCGGGCAUGCCGGGCGCCGGAGUCGGACCCGGAGGGUUGGGAGCGUUGUCGGCGUUGGAGCGCUCCGCUCUCCUCCACUCAGGCACCGGAUCGGCGGCUUCCAGUGGCGUGCCGAGCCCCGGCCAGCCCGCGUCUCCUGCCAUAAACAAGAAGCAACGACACAAGCCAACGGACACAAUGAAGAUAUCGCACCCCAUUACUGGAGAAAUUCAGUUGCAGAUCAACUAUGACCGAAACGUGGGGAACCUGAUCGUGCAUGUGCUGCAGGCCCGGAACUUAGCCCCGAGGGACAACGACGGCUACUCGGAUCCCUUCGUCAAGGUCUAUCUGCUGCCCGGGAGAGGACAAGUCAUGGUUGUCCAGAAUGCAAGUGUUGACAACAAGAGGAGGACCAAGUAUGCACAGAAGACCAUGAAUCCAGAAUGGAACCAGACGGUUAUCUACAAGAACAUCCAUCUGGAACAGCUGAAGAAAAAGACCCUGGAGGUAACCGUGUGGGAUUACGACAGAUCGUCAUCCAAUGACUUUCUUGGAGAAGUGUUGAUUGACUUGUCAAACACAGCCCAGUUAGACAACACGCCUCGCUGGCUGCCAUUGAAGGAGCAGAGCGAGAGCAUUGAGCACAGCAGAGUCCACCACGGAGCUCAAGGACCACCUGGGUCUGGAUCCACUCAGGGACACGGUCAAGGACACUCCCCGGGCCAGGGCCAUCUAUCAGGGCCCGGGAUGGGGCAGGGGCAAGGAGCAGAACAGGGAGAAGGGAGUUACGAUUCGCCUAAAAACUCUGUAAUCAAGAGCAGAAGCCAUGGAAUCUUCCCUGAUCCAUCCAAAGACUGCCAGAUGUUGCCUCUGGAAAAAUCCCACAGCAGCCCAGGCAGCUCCAAGUCCUCCUCAGAUGGCCAGCUACGCUCCCACGGGCCGUCUCGAAGCCAAAGCAAAAGCAGCGUCACUCAGGCCCACCUGGAGGAUGCCGGGAUAGCCAUUGCUGCCGCCGAGGCUGCCGUGCAACAGUCCCGCCUGCAACCAAGACCAGGACACAGGCUCGGUGAUGUCUCAGGGUCCGUGGUCCUGUCAGCCCCCAGCCUGGUGGGGGACGCCUAUGGCGGGCUGGACGCGAGUGAAGGAGGAGGGACCGGAGUUGACAGCGCCAUUUUUCAAGUGCCACGGAUUGGAACUACUAUUCCCAAUGGAACUGACCAAAACCACCUGGGGACUCCCGAGAAUGAAGGUAAAACCCAAGUGAUGGGAGAGAUCAAAGUGGCCCUCAAGAAGGAGGUGAAGACGGACGGUGACCAGUUGGUCCUGGAGAUCCUGCAGUGCCGAAACAUUACCUACAAGUUCAAAAGCCCGGACCACCUUCCAGACCUGUACGUGAAGUUGUACGUAGUGAACGUGGCCACUCAGAAGAGGAUCAUCAAGAAGAAAACCAGAGUGUGUCGUCAUGACAGGGAGCCUUCUUUCAACGAGACCUUCCGAUUCCCCCUCAACCCCACGGGACACUCCCUACAGCUUUUCCUGGUGUCCAACGGAGGGAAAUUUGUGAAGAAGACCCUCAUCGGGGAAGCCUACAUCUGGCUGGACAAGGUGGACAUGAGGAAGCGGGUGGUGAGCUGGCACAAGCUGCUCGUCAGCUCCACGCCCACCAACCUCUGAAAUGACUUCUGCUGCUAGCAGAUGUCCAAAAAAAAAAAAAAAAAAAAAAAUAGGACUAUUAUUUUAAUUCACA
Nerophis lumbriciformis (worm pipefish) is the source of this 25424-nucleotide messenger RNA. RefSeq names its product piccolo presynaptic cytomatrix protein b (gene pclob). The record is from RefSeq and is a predicted model, not a curated record. Gene Ontology annotation, cellular component: membrane; axon; cytoskeleton of presynaptic active zone. Lineage: Eukaryota; Metazoa; Chordata; Actinopteri; Syngnathiformes; Syngnathidae. Gene Ontology annotation, molecular function: metal ion binding; protein binding; structural constituent of presynaptic active zone. Gene Ontology annotation, biological process: presynaptic active zone assembly; protein localization to synapse.